AUGAAAAUCACCUUUCUCGCACUGUCGGCGGCUUGUGCUGCAAUCUCGCUUGCCGAAGCGGUGCCAGCACCACGACCUCACGAGGAUGGACCAAAAUAUUAUUACCCGCGGGUAGUGAAGCGUCAGACAGAAACGAAUAAUACAUCACCUGAAGGAACGCCUGUAGGGUCAGCAACCUCGAUCGAUGAAUCAGAUUCAUCAACUCAGUCUAAUAACGGUGGGCUCGGAGAUACGUUGGCUACCAUCAUCAGCUCGAUCACGGACGGCCUUGGAAAUGCAGCACCGACAAGUACGGGGGGGACUACUGUGGGAAUAGACACCGUCAUCUCAGACACAGGGAGUCCCGCCAACACUGCACCAACACCAACUACCACGCCUGAUGACACCAAACCUCCAACAACCACAGCUGAUGAUUCGGCGCCGGUGACGACCUCGCAGCAAGGCCUGGGUGAUGCUCUUUCGUCAGCCGUAGAUCAGUUGACCUCUAGCCUCGCGAGCGUUUUCGAACCAUCAGACACGGCCACUCCACCGUCGCCGACGCCAAGUCCUACGACUCCUACAGAUGACACUGCUCAGCAGCCGACGACGCAGCCACAGCCAACUUCAAGCGGCGGCCUCAUCGACUCGCUGACCAGUGCACUCAAUCCGCCGGUGCCAACACCAACUACCACACAGGGGGAUGACGUGGGCACCACUGAUCCCCCUCCACCUCCACCGACCACAACGGGCGGUUUCGAGACCACGACGCCUGACCCACCAACGUCUCUGCCGACCACUGGUCCCACCAAUCCGCCACCGCCGCCGACAAGCACGCCAGACACGAACGAUCAACCAACUUCAACGCCAUCAGUGACUGACAAACCAACGGAUCAGCCAACGGAUCAACCAACAACACAGCCGCAACCCACGACUGAUGCCCCACCACCACCUGCCGCUAACGUCACAACCCCAGAGCCACCAACCGUGACACCAACUGAUCUGCCGACUACCCUGCCUCCAUCUAGCAAGGAGCCACCGCAGAGUAUAUUGCCGACGGGGACUGACAACGCUACUGCCGUCGUUCCACCCUCCCUGAUUGAGACUGCGGCACCUCCCACAAGCACAACCGAGACGAAGACCGUGCCGACCACGCAGGCAACGACGCUGCCCUCGGACGUUCCCAGAGUGAUCACGCCGGAAGGAGGCAUACCCGUUGCGCCUGAAAAUUCAACACUGAUCCAAAUCGGAUUCAAGGAAGGACUCCACUACGAGUUUGUCGUCGGGUCUCAGUUGGCCGUCUCUCAGAUCUUCACCUUCAGCCCCAUUGGCAUAGCAGACGGCCUCGGUAUAGCCGAGAACAAAGUGGUCAUGCAGUAUUUGCAGCCCUACAAUACGCUGGCCAAGCUUCACUACGUGACCACCUUGGCCAUGGGCUAUGUGCCAUCGGAUGAAAUCGACAAACUGUCAAUGGAGAUCCUCAAUGCCAAUUCUGCACUGUACGACAACCCAAACAAAUCUGUCAAGACUUUGAUGAACAUGAUCGACCCUUCGAUACCACUCCUGGCUGGGCAAGGCUUGACACCAGGUGGUACGCCCGUGGACACCAACAACAACGAUCAAAAUGCCAACUCCAAUGAAGGCGAUGCUCCCGGCGGAGACGGCGGAGGCUCCGGUGUCAAGCCAUCCUCUGUCGGUAUUGCUGUUGGUGCUGUCGCUGGCGCCGCAGUCUAUGGUGCUGCGAUGUUCCUCGUUGCACGCAGGUACAAAAAGCGCAAGGCUGCUCAUCAAAGGGCCAGCAGUGUGCAGACUGAUGAAACACCACGAGCAGGCGAGGGCACCAACCUCAUGGCCGGUGCUCGCAACAGCUAUGGCAGCCGUGCGCCCGGCCGCAUGAACAGCAACAACGGUGGACGAGGUUCAAGAAACAGCGAUCGCAGCGAUGAGUCUGGCCGCAGCGGGCGGACAUACAUAAGCCCGCCUGUGAUGGCCGAGAAUAGCUUGGGCUGGAACUGA
Cyphellophora attinorum is the source of this 1992-nucleotide messenger RNA. RefSeq lists its product as uncharacterized. Gene Ontology annotation, biological process: hyperosmotic response; establishment of cell polarity; signal transduction involved in filamentous growth. NCBI's taxonomy places the organism in Eukaryota, Fungi, Ascomycota, Eurotiomycetes, Chaetothyriales, Cyphellophoraceae. Gene Ontology annotation, cellular component: cell surface; site of polarized growth; plasma membrane. Gene Ontology annotation, molecular function: osmosensor activity. The record is from RefSeq and is a predicted model, not a curated record. The coding region runs from base 1 to 1992 and encodes 663 amino acids. The transcript has a single exon.